AUGGCUUCCAAUACAAUUCCUAGUCCUGCUUCGGAGACUGCUGCUCCUGGCAAGUCCGACUCUUCUCAAAAAAACAAUGCUGCCUCCCCAGCUCGUCGUUCGCGGCCUCCAAGGCCCAACUACCGACACAUCCAUCGCUUCCCCUUCCCGGUUGAGGUGCAUCCUCCUCCUCUCAUCCCCCAUAACCCUCUCUCGCUCGUCAGUGUACUGCUUUCCUACCUGACAUACUUUAUUUCUCCCCCUCACCAGGAAGUCUACUCUGCCUACUUUGACUCUGCCACAUCCUCGGUCCAUGUCACAGACCCUAAGGCUAUAAAGGCGCUAUGGGAGAUGGGUUUCUUUGGUAAGGGAACCCUGAGUCGAAGUGAGCCGAGCUGGCUUGAGCGUGAGAAGAAGAGACGAGGUCUACUUGGGGGGAUGACUAGCGAAGAGGUUACACGACAGCGGCGGACAGAACGCCGCGAGUUGAAACUGGAGCGCGCGAGGAUGGAAAAGCUUGCCAUUGAGGAGAGACUCAAGGCCGAAGCGGCUGCCAGGGACGGCACCGCGACGUCAAACGAGCAGUCAUCCCUCUCACCCACUCCGAACAGUGGCUCUGAAGGCGCAGUAUCAACUACGGAGAAGUUCUCCCUAAGGAAAGCACGGGAAGCCAGGGAAGCCAAGCUCCUUGAGUCACAACGUUCAGUAUCACAAGACGGCAUUGCACGCACCCCUAACUCCGCCGGAAAGCGGUCACCUAGUGGCAGCAAAACUGAUCCGGAAUUGAAUAAUGAAGAGCACCUUCAAUUAUCUAACGAAGAGGCCUUCUUUCUUGCAUAUGGGCUGGGUGUCUUGCGUGUUCGCGAUGAUACUCGCAAAUCCGAAAUUCCUACAUCUUCUCUGCUGCCAUUGUUAUGUCGACACUCCUACUUCCCUCCUAGAGCCCCGUCAGUGGAUCUCACGCCGGACGACCCAUUCAUGCUAUCAUAUGUUGUGUACCACCAUUUCCGUUCUUUGGGUUGGGUUGUGCGCUCCGGAGUGAAGUUCGGUGUGGACUACAUUCUCUACAACCGUGGUCCGGUUUUUUCACAUGCUGAGUUUGCUGUCGUGGUCGUCCCAUCCUAUGGCCAUGGCUACUGGUCUGAAACGGCCGAGCGCAAGGCCCAGUGUGAGGAGAAGACAGCGCGCAGUUGGUGGUGGCUGCAUUGUGUCAAUCGAGUCCAGGCCCAGGUGAAGAAGAGCUUGGUGGUAUGCUAUGUGGAAGUGCCUCCGCCAACGUCUUACGAGCUUGAUACUCCCUCGGAAGAGGAUAUUGGUUCGAUGUUGUCUCGUUAUCAAACGCAGGAGGAUAGCAUCGACAUCGCGAAGCUGCAACGCGUCGCGUUGGGGCUUCUCCAAUUUAAUGGCCUGGGGACAGUUGCAAACCUCGACUGUCGCCCGGAAGCCCAUCAAAAGUCACCGUUUUCCUCACCCGCUCAAGAGAAAGCUCGAAAAUCCCCGACGCCGUUGUCGCCUUCACGGUCAUCCUCGCGAUCACAUAAUGCCACAACUUCGAUGAACACGAAUCCAGCAUCCAAACCCAACUCUACAACCCCUUCUACGACCCUAGUGCCUCCGUCUACGAAAAUGCCUUCGGUCGAUGCCGUUCCUUCGGACACGCAGGUCGUCUCUCAGUCAGUUUACGAUGAAAUCAUCAGGAAGAACCAGGAGGCUGCGGACAACGCUCAGGAGAGCAAUUUGGGUGAUCAGGCAACGCUUAUGACCCUUCAUGAAGGCGAUAGCGGACAUCUUGAUUUGCUAUCUGGCUACGAUCCUCUUCAUACUGAUGCUGUCAACGAGGACCUUGAGGAUCAGAGUAGCUCGAAGCUGGGCGAAUCUUCGCCCAUGCUGCAUCAGCCGAAUCUCUUUCCCGAGUCGCAGCGGUUUCUGACAAAGACUCCCAUGACUGCAGUGAAGCGUGCCCACUCCGAGGGCCUUGCCACUGUGUCUCCCACUGCUUCGCGGAAUCCCCUUGCGGCAGAUAUCGGGUCAAGUGGUGGGAUAUUGGCACUAAGUCAGGUAUUUAGGGCAACUCAGGCUCCAUCAUCACCUCUAGUGAACGGCCAACAAUCCGACCCUAUGUCAGAUAGACCUUCUCCGAAUAUUCCCAUUCAGAGCCACCCGGUUGUUACAACGCUCUCCUCGCCUUACAAUAAUCUCGCCGCAACUUUUCCACGGGACACGUCCGCCCACAGAUGGAACUACAUCAGCAUGCAGGAAUCUCAAGCCAACCGGGAUAAGGCUUUGCAUGAAAGAAUGACACGUUCUGCAAACCAUGUGUACUCGGACCAAAGCGACGGGGAAUUUGAUAAGGAGCCUAGUUUUGUUGAGCGAAUGAGGCGCCGGAAGAUGUUUGACCACGAGGCUGAUGCUCAGCUUGUGGAGCUCACAGCCCCUGCGAGGCCAUCCAGUCGGCGUGGUAAUCAAGCGGACAUGAUCCUAAAUCCCGUUUCUGAAGUGCCUGAAGGCCCAGAUCUGACUGAUGGGUCUUCUGGAGAAGUCGAGGAGGUGAGAGAGCAGGGGUCUACCGGGCUGCAGCAUGGGGCGCUCAGCGAAGAAGAAACGGAACAAGAGCAAGAGGAUGACUUGGAACAGCCCACGCCACGGCCUUACGAUCUCGAUGGUUCAGCCGAGGAGGAUAAAGAAAAUUGCCACGACCUUUCCACAACCAGUGCUGCUGCUGCGAGCGCGCAUGACCGCCUAUCGCAAGCUCUUGCCUUGCAUGAAAGUCCGUGUCCAACCAAUGGGGAACCGGUAAACGCGCGAGAAAGAUCGCUUUCACGUUCUGGCAGCUUUGUACAGGAUGAGCAGUUGCAUGAAGGCUACUCCUCACAGGUCUCGGUCAUUAAGGACUCUCAGCGCUCCGCUGGUCGGAGGGAUACUGGCAAUGAUGACACAGAGGAGCAAUGGACUGCGCAGCGCAUACAUCAGUCAGGCUCUCAGGCUCAUAUGGGCUCUUUGUCUGAUGUAGACAGAGCAACUCCAUCGCCCACAAAGCAAGUUCGUAUACGUUCUUCUCCCCCUUCAGCGUCCCAGACCAGCCGACGAUCGCUCGAGUUAGGCUGCGCUCACUCGGUGAGCAGGCCUGGAUCAGAGCUAGGGAGUUCAUCCCGCUCCCAGACUCCACGGCCCUCGUUGGCUCAAGAGCAUAACAUGGAGUCAAGCAAGUCAGCUGUGCAUGGGGGCGCGGAUACAGGCAACGAACCAUCUACGUUGGAUCGACCCGACAAGUCCUCAUCUAUGCCCUCGCGCGUCGCCGAGACUCCUGUUGCUCCUAGGGCUUUUGCAGAAAUCAUACCAAUGACAAGCAUUCCCGAAACCAGUCCCAGCCGCCUUGGUCACCAGAGGUGGCCAAACGAUCAUAAUACAACCGAUGUAGCCGAUCAAGAAGAUGACGACUUGCCGCCGGUGUACAUGGAUGCGCAUGAACGGGGGUCUCGUUCUCAACCGAUGGCUGCAGAUAGCUCGUCGCCUUUGAAACCUUCCUUGUUCCAUAACUCAAAAAUUCUGUCCAGCCCAAGCGGCAGACAGCGCAGGGCACUGACGGAAAUUGCAGCCGAUGCCUCACCACAGAUUGGGGCUGGCUCCUUCAACCUUGACAUUAAUAUCCUGUCCGUUGAAGACCGGGAGUUCCGGUCUGCGGUUGCAAUGUCUCCUAUUCAGCCAAGGAAGAAGCGCCGCGGUAACGGCGGGCAGAGUGUUUACGCUUCCGACCCAGUGUUCCCUGUUACACCUCGCGCGCCUACUCAUGUCGUGCCUUCUCCAGAGAAGGAAAUGCCACCUGUCAUUGAGAUGGAGCCAGAGAAGCAGGCUGAGCCGGCCACCAAGCCAAUGCCAACCUAUCGGAGACGGUCAAGACCCUCUAGAAGAGCGGAGAGCAUAUGGGAUAUGGAUGAUUCUACUCAGCAUCACGUCUCUCGUAAAGAGAGGUCUCGGCUUCUAGGUCGCUCACUUCCGGUAAAGCAGGUGCCUGCUGAGGUUGAAGAGCAUGCUCCGGUUCAAGAAGAACUGCCUGCCAUUCACGAGGAUCAGGCGGCCAGUUCAAUGCCGGAACCAUCCAGUGAACCAGUCGCACGCCAACAAACAGAAACAGCACCUGAAAAGGAUCCAGUUGUGGAAACACCGCCUCGAGUUCAAGAACCAGCUCAGCCUUCAGUUAGCCAUGAGAACGUACCUAUCGCCGUCAACCAAGUCCUUGCCCCAUGGAGCGGACCAAAGCGCGCGUAUUAUCCUGCAACGUGCUUUGGCAAGCCCUUUGGCACAUCGCAGUCGCGGUAUCUGGUCAAAUUCGAAGAUAGCGCACCGCUUGAGAUUCCCACUGGCGCGGUGAAACGACUUGAGCUGCGUAUUGGUGAUGGUGUCAAGGUGGACAUGCGCAAUGUUCCCAAGGUGACACAUAUCAUCUCUGGGUUCGCCGACAAGCUCACUUUGAGUGAUAUCGAACAGGGAGCUGCGAACGGACUGAUUCCUAUGACUGACGUAUAUGGAUAUUCCUCCGUUAUCUUGACACCGAAGCAGCGCAAAAGUCUCCCCGGCUCAGGACUAGCAGUUACAGAGAACAGGAUUACUGUUCCUAUUUCCCGAAUCUACCUAGAUACUAUCCUUUGGAAUCAGCUGAAAGACCGGGCAUUCAGCUACGACUCCGGGCCUGCUGUUUCCGAAAGUGGACCUCAAACGCCAGGUGAUAGACACUCCACGCCCAUGUCCCCUGGCGCUCGACUCUCGCGCAGCUUCCGCUUUUCCACUGGUCUAUUUGCCGGUAUGGUAUUUGCGGUGUCAUACGGAGACAACAACGAGGCCAAAUCACGAAUUACCAGGAUGAUUCUGGAGAACGACGGCCGGAUUCUAGAGGACGGGUUUAAUGAGUUGUUCGAACUCCCUCCCAGUGCGCCAGUUGCUACACCUACCAAGUCUUCUGCUCCACUCCCUAGUACCCAAGACGGCCAUCUGCGGCUGACUAGUGGUGCCGCAGACGUGGGAUUUGCCUGUCUGAUAGCCGACAAACAUUCUCGUCGGUCAAAGUACAUGCAAGCCCUUGCACUCAAUCUUCCUUGCCUCUCUGACCGCUGGAUCGAGGACUGCGUUGCCCGAAGACAAAUCCUCGAUUGGGAAAUAUACCUCCUCCCAGCCGGGGAAUCCACCUAUCUCAACGGUGCAACCAAGUCCAGAUUCCUAGCCCCGUACCCUGCCACAGAGGCUCGACUGUCUGAGACCAUCGCUGGCCGGCCCAAUCUUCUCAACGGACAAUCCGUGCUUCUUGUUACGGGACGCAGUGGUCGAGCAGACGAGGAGAAACGUAAGGCGUAUCUCUUCUUGACGUAUGCGUUGGGUGCUUCCCGCAUCGAGCGCGUGCCUGAUCUCAAGUCUGCUCGCGCGAUCCUGAGUGCAACGCAAACGGAUGGAGGAGCCGACGGCACUAGCUGGAACUGGAUCUAUGUCGAUGACGAUGAUCGAGCUUCCUCCGCCAAGACCAUGGCACUGGGAAGUUCACUGUCGACCGCCGGUUCGAGGAAGCGUAAGCGGUCGAAGCUGAUGGAAUCUUUUGACGGCAAUGAGCUGGGAGUGAACAGUAAUGUCAAGAUUGUCGGCAAUGAGUUUGUCUGUCAGAGCUUGAUUUUGGGGAGGUUGUUUGACCAGUAA
Messenger RNA from Aspergillus costaricaensis CBS 115574, 5658 nucleotides. RefSeq lists its product as uncharacterized. The transcript is spliced from 4 exons. Gene Ontology annotation, molecular function: tRNA-intron lyase activity; nucleic acid binding. The record is from RefSeq and is a predicted model, not a curated record. Gene Ontology annotation, biological process: tRNA splicing, via endonucleolytic cleavage and ligation; tRNA-type intron splice site recognition and cleavage. Gene Ontology annotation, cellular component: tRNA-intron endonuclease complex. Lineage: Eukaryota; Fungi; Ascomycota; Eurotiomycetes; Eurotiales; Aspergillaceae. Bases 1 to 5658 code for a protein of 1885 amino acids.